CCCUCACAUUGAGCUUCCGGCGCUCGCGCACCGCGGAGAUGACUUUGAAUCUGGCGAAUAUUUGCGGGAUGCUGCGGCGAUUAUCACAAAACACGGAGAAACGUUUGGUUCCUGCACUGAAACGCUUCCAGAGCUCCAGCAGCAUCAUAUAUCCUGCCAGUUAUGUACCGCAGACGUCACUAUCCAGACCGCCGUGGCCUGAAUUACCUGCAUUUGAUCCUGCAGGCGAGGAGAAACGGCAUCAAGCGGUCGUGCAGAAGGUGAACGGUCUGAUUGAGAACGGAGAGUAUGGACGCUUGUUUGCUGUAGUUCAUUUUGCCAGCCGUCAGUGGAAAGUGACCAAUGAAGACCUGAUCCUCAUCGAAAACCACAUUGAUGCAGCGUGUGGCGACAGGAUAAGAAUGGAGAAGGUGCUGUUAGUUGGAGGAAAUGAUUUCACUCUUGUUGGAAAACCACUUCUCGGCCGUGAUUUAGUACAAGUUCACGCUACAGUCAUUGAGAAGACCGAAUCCUGGCCAAUGGUUCACAUGAGAUUCUGGAAGAGACAUCGAUUCCAAAAAAAGAGAAUCAUUAUUCAGCCGCAGACCGUAUUAAGGAUCAACACCAUUGAUGUUUCACCAAAACUGCUUUAACCUGCUGACAACGUGGUGCAUUUUCCAGUAGAAAUGUGCCAUAAUCAUGAUUUGUCAAGUUUCAUGUUUGAGACCAUUGUAAAUAAUGUUUUCAGAUUGUCUUUAUCAUGUUUGGCUUGAGCAUUGAGUUGCUGCGUAUUAUUGUAUAUAACGGUCUGUUGUAUGUCACAAUAAAUGUGUUUGUGUCAUACAGAUGGAACGAAUCCUUGAGUCUGUUGAGCUAUUAAGACACCGCACCAUGAUCAUUAGUGAUGACAAAAUGAAGUUUUGUGAAGCAGUGAACAUAUAAUUCAAUAAACCUUCAAGCUAGAUGCCAUUUGAAUUUUACGCGUAUAAAUGUAGUCUGUGAGGAGCAGCUAUGAAUUCUGCUUAUUUUAUCAGAUAAUAUCUAACUGAAUAACGCAGAUGAGGUUUUGGCACAUAAACCGUGACUGUAUCUGGAUGUUGUCGACUUAUUAAAAAGCCACGUGUACAGGCUUUGAACAAAAGUGUUUUGAGCGGAUCUUCUGCGUGUUGACUAAUUGAAACACCUUUGAUUGGCCGUCACGUUAAUGUGCUCAACUCUGAUUGGCUAAAAGCAACAGCAGGUAAAAAGAAACUUGACAUGAUGUAAGUAUAAUUGAAUGCUGUGUAAUUGACACUUUAUGACUUUAUAAUUGAAUUAUUUUCAACGUAAAUGCGUCGUUUAACUUGAAUGUGCAGGACUUCCAGUUCCAGUUAUUUUUAGCUGUACAAAAACAGCCCCUUAUUCUGCUUAAUUGCAAAGUGGUAUUUGUUAUCAUAUAUUAUUUUAAUGUAAUAUCAUAAACGUGCUGGUUUGUAGGGCAAUGUUAUUCUUCUAAUUAGGCUACUUACGGCUAAUGAACGGAGUCUCACACAUUCACAGAAAACAGCUUCAUAUAAAUUGUAAUAUUUUUUCCAUUUAAUUAUGCAAACCUGUUUUAAAUAUUAAAGGAUCUGGUCUGAUAUCUGUAUAGAAAAGCUUUGAAAACAUUGGAAACUUGUAAACGUCAAAGAAUGAGUGAGAGGGUCUAAUGAAUUAAAUGUUGUUUGAUCAAGAUCAAAAAGGAUUUAAUUAAAUAUCGUGCUGUGAAACGACAACAAACCCCAAGUCGCUGGCACCCUCUGCAUAAAGAAACCUUUCUAAGUAUUGAUUUAAAUUUGACAUAUUAUUUAUAAUGAUUCAAGAGACUUGCACAGAAAUAAGCAAUAUAACAUCUUCUGGAAAACAAAUAGUUUGUAGUAUAUUGGUAUCUAAAUAAAAUAAGUGAUCUACAAAUGUGCCUUGAUGAACAAGCCUUUAAUGAGCACACCAUUUGUACAUAAUUUGUUCGCAAUGAUGUAAGGUCUUGCUUUCACAAGAAAUACCUCAGGAGUUUAUUAAAACCAAGCCAAAAGCAGAUCUUCCAAAGUCAUUUUACUUUCUAGCUUUAAUAGGAACCCCAUGGCACUGUUGUAUUUAUUAUUAUUAUUAUUAUUAUUAUUUUGUUAACUAUUUCCAUUGCACUUAUAAGAGGGAAUGUCAUGAUCCAAAUAGAAUACUGAAAGUCCUAAAACAUUUUCUGAUCAACUGUUAAUGACUUCUAUUAAUAUGAUAAAAUUGCCUUACAACUCCUUUGUUGUUAUUUAUAGAUCUGUUUUUCAUUUGGUGACUAACUUCGUAACAAAGAAGUCCUAUUUUAGGAUUUCAAAUGAAUAAUACUUAUGAACUUCACUUUACAGGCUUGUUUUAGGACUGAAUUAUGCUGGUAUACCUGUAAAAUGCAACAGACAUCAAGACAUCACAAACAGCUGAAAUGGCAGAUUUGUUUGUCUCAAACUGGUUACCGUUAAUAGGUUUUACUAAUAUUUUACGAGAAUGUAUGGUUCUGUGCUAUGAAAAAAUAUCCUCUAUGAUGCCUGACGUGCAGCGCAGCAGCAAGAGCAGAGAAACGGAUGAAAGCCGCAUCCAAAAUCCUCAAUAUCCCGGAAAAUAAUUUCAGCCUUUUAUACUGUACAAUUUUUCAUAGGGUUCUUUUGUGCAUCAUUCUGACGAAUUCUGACACAAAAUCAGGUCAUGUGCAUCACUUUACAACCCUCAGUCAGUCACUCUUCAUCUCGUUUGGUCCUUUUUGUCAGAUAUAUUAGUCUUUGAUUAUAUACAUAUAUUAUUAUUUCUCUUAUACUCAUGUAGCAUAGUCGUAAUAAUGCUGUGUUGUAGUCAGAGAUUAUUCCAGGUAGAUGUCUUCUGUUGGACACGAGACCUCCACAAACUCCUUAUAGUACAAAUGGAAAGCUUUCCUGUUAAAGAAGACA
Molecule: messenger RNA, 2927 nt
Organism: Onychostoma macrolepis
Lineage: Eukaryota; Metazoa; Chordata; Actinopteri; Cypriniformes; Cyprinidae
Gene: mrpl21
Product: mitochondrial ribosomal protein L21
Exons: 7
Coding region: 39-632 (197 amino acids)
Cellular component (GO): mitochondrial large ribosomal subunit; ribosome
Molecular function (GO): structural constituent of ribosome
Source: RefSeq, a predicted model, not a curated record